Messenger RNA from Mesorhabditis spiculigera, 645 nucleotides. Lineage: Eukaryota; Metazoa; Nematoda; Chromadorea; Rhabditida; Rhabditidae. The record is from the annotation of a GenBank genome assembly.
AUGCCAAAGAAGUUUGUCGGCGAAAAUUCGAAAGCCGCUGUGGCGCGGGAGCGCAAGGCCGAGGUCAAGAAGAAUGAAAACGAAAAGAAGCAGAAGGCAGCCGAGGAUGCGCUUUGGGCAGACGACGACAAGCAGGUCUUGAAGAAGCAGCAGAGGAAGGAAGAAGAUGAGAAGAAACGGUUAGAGCAACUCAAACGAAAGGAGGAGAAUCGUCAAGCGUACGAGGAAGAUAUGGCCAACGCAACUGUCAAGCCAAACGUGGCUGUCAAGAAGUCAGAAAAGGUAACUCGCGCCCAGCUCGCUGCUCGCGCCGAAGCCAUGCUACGCGCGGCCGAAGAGGAGAAACGCGCCAAGGAUAUGGAAGCGAGACGCUUAGCCGAAAUUGAUCAUUUGCAAGAGAACGUGAAUCGGCUGGAGCUUGACGAAUCUGUGGCGCGUAAUGUGGAGGAGGCCAUUGCCGUGCUGGGAGAUAAUGAGCCGGAUCCGGAGAAGCACCCCGAAAAACGAUUGAGGGCCGCCUACCAAAAAUAUGAGGAGGUGCGCUUGCCGGAAUUGAAGAAAGAAAACCCCACGUAUCGCAUGACGCAGCUGAAACAAGUUUUGUGGAAGGAAUGGAAGAAGAGUCCCCAGAAUCCACUGAACGCU